Messenger RNA from Talaromyces amestolkiae, 1620 nucleotides. RefSeq lists its product as uncharacterized. Gene Ontology annotation, biological process: DNA-templated transcription. The transcript has a single exon. Gene Ontology annotation, molecular function: zinc ion binding; DNA binding. The record is from RefSeq and is a predicted model, not a curated record. Lineage: Eukaryota; Fungi; Ascomycota; Eurotiomycetes; Eurotiales; Trichocomaceae. Gene Ontology annotation, cellular component: nucleus. The coding region runs from base 1 to 1620 and encodes 539 amino acids.
AUGGGUGGAGACUCGGAUCUCCUCAAUGCGAUGACAAAUUCACCUCCAGCUCCCGGAUUCCCCUUCUUCUCUGAACAACAGAUUCCAGUCAUUGAUGAGCUGCUCGAUAUGCUUCCUCCGUUACCGCAUCUCGAGGAGCUAAAGUCCGCAUUCUUCGUUGUCUUUUCUCCAUUGUUUCAUAUUCUACAUGACCCAACGUUUCAUCUCCAAUACCAGAACUUCAGAACGAAUCCAAAGUCGACUCCACUGUCAUUCUUAGCUCUCCUGUUCGUUGUGUUGAGUCUGUCUGUCACUGCACUAGACGAUGGCCACCCUCUUCUAUCAGAUCUAGGGCACGAUGCUGAUCCCGGCACAAAUGUCCGCAACCUAUCCAAAAAGUAUCGCUUAGCAGCAAUGCGAUGUCUAGUCGCUGACAACUUCAUGUUCUGUCACAACCUACGCACGGUUCAAUGUCUAGUACUAUUGAUCUACGCCUUGAACCAUGCUCAAGGCCCUGCGUGGUCUCUGCUCGGCACAACACUGCAUAUCGCAAUCUCAAUUGGAUGCGCGGUCGAUCCAGCGGGUCUAGAUGUUGAUCGUGUCGAAGCAGAGGAACGUCGACGAUGCUGGGCUGGAUUGAGAAUGUUGUAUACAAUUCAAAAUACGUGUCUGGGUAAUCUCAUGCCGUUUCGUAUGGAUGCGCAAGUGGCUCUUCCUCUGGAUGUAGAAGACGAUCAUGUGUUUUUUAGCGAUCACGCUGCGGUAUUACCUGCAAUGGAACGUCCAUACGAUCAACCUCCGACAAAAAUGACUUAUCUCUUGUACAAAUUUCGCCUGUACGAUCUCGCCUUUGAUAUUUGCCAGCUCUCGUCAAAUCCACUGGAAGCGCAUGACCGACACCGAAUGGAGACCUUAGACCAAAAAAUCAUCCACGAAAGUCAAUGCCAUAUUGAGCGUUUCGCGUCUAGCCCGAUUCAUACCUUGGAGCUUCAUCAUCAAGCCCACUUCCACAUUCUUACUAUUUACACAUGCCAUCUUACGCUCCUCCUUCAUCGUCCGUGGCUCAAUGAUGCCACAAACACAGGUUCAGGGGAGAUCAGCAGUAGCGCUCAACGAUGCGAAAUAGCAGCCGAAACUAUAAUCUCUAGCUUUGAAAGGCUAUGCAGCACUGAUACUCAAUUCACCCGGUAUCGCUGGUAUGUUGAUGGCCUUGGGUCAUUCUAUGCUUUUUUCGCUAUUACGACUCUGUUGGUACUUCAUAGUGGUGGUACAACAGGACCCCGAGGAGGUAGUAGAACCAGUCCAUCUCUCGAAAUGAUACCCCGAUGUGUACAUUUCUUCGUCAGCAAUGCAUCUCGUAGCGAUGUUUGUUCCAAGGCAGCUGCCAUCCUCGAGCCUAUUAUGAGCAUGACGAUACAGCAACCUACAAUGACAGACAGAGAGGCAGGCAGAAUUCAUCAUGACAUCGGACAACUAGAUGAGAGUCUGGGAGAUGACGCCGUCUGGGGCUCAUUCCCAGAGUUAGAAGAUCUGUUCUACGGUGUUCCACCGGAGCAAUGGCUUAUGCCGUCUGUGGCGCUUUGGAAUGCUUCGCCGGCAUCGCGUAACGAUAAUAAUCUUGCGCUAUGUCAAAGGGCUUGA